AUGUUCGUGCUUAGCUUCUGGCUGCAUGUGAACCCUCCAAGCUACCCAGAACUACGACGGCCCUCUGCGGGACACAGGUUUCGUGUCCUCCACCGCGAUUCUGCGUUCGCAUCGGCGGGAUGUCACGACAAUCGCUUAGACAAGCUCUGGUGGAACGAGCUGUGGAUGGGCUACUCGGCUGAUGUCAGCUACGAGGAUUCCUCAGAUGUAUCUCAUGCGCACAAUUUGGGGGGGGCUUUGAUGCUGGCGAUGGGUGAGCUGGAUACCAAUGUUGAUCCGUCAUCGACGCUGCGCCUGGCCCAUGCCGUCAUCGAGGCGGACAAGGACUUCGAUUUGGUCUUUGUGCCGGGCGGCACGCAUCAUGUCAUUGACAUGCCUUUUAUGGUGCAAAAGAAACACGCCUUCUUCAGGAAACACUUACAGAGCUACUGA
This is a messenger RNA of Hirsutella rhossiliensis, 432 nucleotides long. Its product is annotated as prolyl oligopeptidase family domain-containing protein. The transcript has 2 exons. The record is from RefSeq and is a predicted model, not a curated record. Gene Ontology annotation, biological process: proteolysis. NCBI's taxonomy places the organism in Eukaryota, Fungi, Ascomycota, Sordariomycetes, Hypocreales, Ophiocordycipitaceae. Gene Ontology annotation, molecular function: serine-type peptidase activity. The coding region runs from base 1 to 432 and encodes 143 amino acids.